GUUCUGUCUAACUCUGCCUUCUCUCCGCUGAGGAUGAGAUUCUUACGUUCGAAGAUUGGAAAGACUGUGCACUGUGACCAAAGGGCGAGGGCCCCCCGCUGCCUAAGUGCCGCAGCCAUUCUGUCCAAGGAAGUGCCUUCAGAAUUAACGUUUAUACCCGACUACUUCUCACUUCACGAACAAUGUGUUCUGCUGAAGGCGUCGCUCACGAAGUUAGAUGCAGUCGAAAGCAGACAGGCUCUUCGCCACCGCAAAUCUCUCCCGCCGCUACCUCCAUGUAUAUCGCCGACCAAGGCGGCGGACAUAUUCCUUCCGGAUAGAUAUUAUCAUUUCUACGAAGGUCAUUUGGAUGGCGUUAUCAGGAAUUACAGGGAAACUCAUCUCACGGCAUGGCCUGAACAUGAACUGCAGGGCUUAACACCCGUGCUAAAGCGCCUCUACGACUUAACUCCGACCAGGGACGUACAAACACACCUACUGCACCUCGCGUCGGAUGGGGAGAUACGUCCGCAUGUCGACAACGUCACUGCCAGCGGAAAUUGGAUAUUAGGAGUCAGUCUUGGGGCGGACCGGAUACUUCGUCUAGAGUCCAUGGAUGAAUCAGAUAACUACGACGUCUUGCUGCCGAGCGGAAGCCUCUAUAUCCAGGAGGGCAACUUGCGUUACAACUACAAGCAUUCGAUUCUGAACGCACGAGAGUUCCGUGGUGAAAAAUUAGCGGGCGGGCAGCGGCUAAGUAUCAUGAUUCGCGACCUCUUCCGGCCUAAUCUCGUGUAGAGAGCAACGGGGCAAAGGACAUCUUGCGAAAUUUCAUCGUGCCACGGUGAAGAUGGGACCCACAAGCUCGUUCUACUAAACGCGACUUGCCGCGGCUUCGUAUGUCAUUCCUCCACCGAAUCUCAUGGGCAAGUCACGUAAUAGGCCGCUUGGUCGACUAGCCGAGACUCCCGCUUGUCCGUGCACGUCAGAGCCACGUCUAACUCUGAAGAGCCGGACCAGAUGCGCCUCUUCGUCGGUUUGGACAUUGUCGUGUGAACCAAACAUAGGGCCCAGGAUAAUAUAAAUCACCGGUCUUCCCGCUGAGUUCUGCACUGUUAGUUUUCUUGAUUGGUUAUAAAGUUUGUUAACAUGGUC
Molecule: messenger RNA, 1134 nt
Organism: Gloeophyllum trabeum ATCC 11539
Lineage: Eukaryota; Fungi; Basidiomycota; Agaricomycetes; Gloeophyllales; Gloeophyllaceae
Exons: 4
Coding region: 34-777 (247 amino acids)
Biological process (GO): DNA damage response; fatty acid metabolic process
Cellular component (GO): mitochondrial matrix
Source: RefSeq, a predicted model, not a curated record